AAAAGGCAGUGCGGUUCUCCCUUUUAGAACAACUUCAAGUUUGAAGACUGUCACUCGCAGCUUUUGACACACACACAAUCAUGGUUAAAGCAAAGACAUGGAUCCUCAAAAAACAUUUUGAGGGCUUUCCUAAGGAAAGUAACUUUGAACUGAGAGAAGAAGUUCUGCCAGAGCUUCAAGAUGGGGACGUGCUUGUGGAGGCCAUUUAUUUCAGUGUUGAUCCUUAUAUGAGAUCUCUGAGUAAAAUGUGGAUGAAAGAAGGGGAUGUACAGUAUGGAUCUCAGUUGGCAAAGGUACUAAAAAGCAAGGACCCAGCAUUUCCUGAGGGAUGUCACGUGGUUGCUGAUUGUGGGUGGAGGACACAGACUGUAACCAAAGCGAAUGGUCCAGCCGGGCCCAUCUUGACCCGGAUAGUAUCCGAAUGGCCCAGUGACAUUCCAAUGUCCCUAGCCCUCGGUUCCUUAGGGAUGCCUGGCUUAACUGCUCUGUAUGGCCUGGAAGAGGUGUGUAAGAUACAGCCAGGUGAGACGGUUCUGGUGAGUGCAGCAGCAGGUGCUGUGGGUGCAAUGGUGGGUCAAAUCUGCAAGAUCAAAGGCUGCAAGGUUGUGGGAUCAGCAGGAGGCGACGACAAGGUGGCAUACCUGAAGGAACUGGGCUUUGACCAUGCCUUCAACUACAAGACUGUCUCAUCACUGGAGGAAGCACUGGAGAAAGCUUCACCGGAAGGAUACGACUGCUAUUUUGAGAAUGUGGGAGGGCCAUUCUUUACUGCAGCACUGAAAAAGAUGAAGCCAGGCGGUCGUAUCGCUGUCUGCGGUGCAAUAGCCACGUACAAUGACACAACACCUCAGAUGUGUCCUUAUCCUCACCAUGAAAUAAUUACACGGCAACUGAAAAUAGAAGGCUUUAUGGUGAGAAGUUGGAGACACAAAGAUGAAGAAUCUGUGAAGAGAAUGCUUAAAUGGAAGAAUGAGGGCAAGCUGAAGACGAAGGAAGUGGUCACUGUUGGCUUUGAAAACAUGCCGAUUGCCUUCAUGAAGAUGCUGAAGGGUGAUGGACUUGGGAAGGCUAUUGUUAAAGUCUGAAGCAUGCUUAGAUAUGCAUCUGUUGUCUUUUCCAAAUAAAAAAUAGCCUAUAUACACAUGCAUAAAAAACAUGUAAGAUCUGCUGAUCUUACAUCCUUGCAUAACAUCACAUGAAAAACUACUGGAAAGUACAUUGUAUUUAGCAAUUAAGGUAAAGAUGAUUGAUUUGUUUUGGUUAAGCAAAGAUUUUGGCAAUAAGUUCCUGCCAGUCCUGUUCUCUUUAUUGUAAGUCAAAUGAGUCAGAUUACUGAGAUUCACCUGUUGUUUUUAAUGGCUCUUGGAGCCCCUGACCAAUUCUUUGAAUAGCUAUGAUUGGAUUAGGACUGGUAACACUCUAGAGUCUACUGUGGGUUCCUAUACCAUUUGCAUGCUUUGUUUAAGGUCUUCAGCCAGGUGCUUUGUAUCCAAUUCUAAGCACUGCCUCCUAAAAUCUACAAACUACAAUGUACACUGUCUUAGUUAGACUUGUUUGUGUUCUCAAUAAAGAAUCCUGCUGAAGAUACAGUA
This is a messenger RNA of Pimephales promelas (fathead minnow), 1592 nucleotides long. It is a transcript of the gene ptgr1.2, whose product is annotated as prostaglandin reductase 1, tandem duplicate 2. Gene Ontology annotation, cellular component: cytoplasm. The record is from RefSeq and is a predicted model, not a curated record. Lineage: Eukaryota; Metazoa; Chordata; Actinopteri; Cypriniformes; Leuciscidae. Gene Ontology annotation, molecular function: 15-oxoprostaglandin 13-reductase [NAD(P)+] activity; 2-alkenal reductase [NAD(P)H] activity. Gene Ontology annotation, biological process: prostaglandin metabolic process.